This is a messenger RNA of Bemisia tabaci, 1140 nucleotides long. The record is from RefSeq and is a predicted model, not a curated record. NCBI's taxonomy places the organism in Eukaryota, Metazoa, Arthropoda, Insecta, Hemiptera, Aleyrodidae.
UGGCCCAAACUUGACGCGACCUGCAAUUCGUUCCUUACUCGGUUCAGUUUUCUCACAAGUUUAAACUAUCAUCGCGAGUUUUUUAAUGCAUUUUUUUUUAUCUUACUGCGAGUUCCGAAACUGUAAGUUCCGUUCCACUCAUCGCCACAUCGCGAAUCUCCCACAGAAGAAUUAAUUAACCCUCAAACUACCGAAUCCAAUUUUUUGCGAUUUUUUGCACAGCCAUGAAAACGAAUGCUCCCGGUGACCUUUUCGUGUCCAAUAGUGACCAUUCAUCUAUCUUUUUCUCACGCAGUGCAAUCAGCAAAAUUCACGCACAUGUAUCAAUAUAAAAGCAGACAAUCCCGUGGCUAAACCAUCAGUUCUUCGAUCAGUCUCAAGAUCCUCACAUCUUCCCCAGUGUUUGUGUGUUUUACUAGUGUUCCAUCAUGCAUUUACUAUCCGUGGUCGUUAUGGUCUGCUGCUUCGUGGCCGCUGUGUUGGCGGCGCCGGCCGAAUUUUAUACCUCCCAAUUUGACAACAUCGAUAUUGAAAGCAUCUUGCGAAAUGAAAAGCUCCUCGAUAACUACUUCAAGUGCCUCAUGGACGAGGGACCCUGCACCAGCGAGGGACGCUUUCUCAAAAAUUUAUUGCCUGAUGCACUGAACACUAAAUGCGCCAAAUGCACGGACAAACAAAAGAAGAUUGCUCGUAGAGUGAUGACGUUCUACUUCGACAAGUAUCCUGCCAACGCCGCCAGGGCUAUCAAAAAGUACGACCCCGAGAACAAACUUAAGGAUGGUCUCGAAAAGGCGCUUCUUGGAGCCCGUUAAACAAGCGUUUUGGAGAAUAACCAUUUCCUGCCUGACAUGAAUAUCAGUUACCAUUUUCCUUUCGGAGGGAUGUAUAAUGUAUUUCUAUCCAACUUUCAUGAGCUCGCAUGAGUUUAAAGCCAGUCAGCAUGGUAAAUUGGUCGCAAAGCAAAUAUUUGCGAGGUAUUCCAAUUUGCUAAUAUUAAUGAGCAAAUAAUUCUUAAGGUGAUUCGAUGGACGCCAUAUUUUGUGUCGGAGCGGCAUGCGAUAAUCGCACCAAUUGGUUCCAUUUUUUCAGCUACUCGUCAUUUUUCUCCAAUUUUGAGAUCGCAAUUCUGUUGUCAAGAGA